CCUAAUUUCUCCACGAAAAGAGAGGAGCCGAAAUCGUCGAAAUCUCAUUUCUAGGGUUUUGCAAAUUGACCUCUUAAUGGAUAUACAGAGCCUCCCGAUCUCCUCCUCUCACCGAUCGAAGCUCCUCGCCGCCGGUUACACGUCCCUCUCUUCUCUCUCCUUCGUCUCCGCUCCUCAACUCGCCGAAGAUCUGAACAUUGCACUUCAGGAAGCAAUGGAUAUCCUCAAGGUUGCAUCAGAAAGUAGUUCAUCUGCAAGAUUAGGUGGCGGCAAUGCUAUUUUAAAUGGAGCUCAGACUGCUUGGGACAUUCUGUCGGAGGAACAAGCUCUGAAACACAUAACUACCAGUUGCGAAGAUCUAGAUGGCAUACUUGGAGGUGGUAUUCAUUGCAAAGAAGUUACUGAAGUUGGUGGAGUUCCAGGUAUUGGCAAAACACAACUGGGGAUCCAACUUGCAAUCAAUGUCCAAAUUCCAGUUGAUUAUGGUGGUCUUGGGGGAAAAGCAAUUUACAUAGAUACCGAAGGCAGUUUUAUGGCUGAACGUGCCUAUCAGAUUGCUGAAGCAUGUAUCGCAGAUACUGGGAACACUUUUCUAUAUCACCGAAAAGACUUCCAAAAUUGUCAUGCACAGAUGCAUCCUAACAAUUUCCUAGCCAAUAUAUUUUACUUCCGCAUCUGCAGUUACACCGAGCAAAUUGCUGUGAUAAACUACCUAGAGAAAUUUAUCGCAGAUCAGAAGGACGUGAAAGUUGUUAUUAUCGACAGUGUUACUUUUCACUUCCGCCAAGAUUUUGAUGAUUUGGCCCUGAGGACCAGGGUACUUAGUGGAUUGUCAUUGAAGUUGAUGAAACUCGCGAAAAAAUUUAGCUUAGCUGUUGUUUUGUUGAACCAAGUAACAACCAAAUUUAACGAUGGCUCAUUUCAGUUAACACUUGCCCUAGGUGAUAGCUGGUCUCAUUCCUGCACCAAUCGAAUCAUUCUCUACUGGAAUAACAAUGAGAGACAUGCGUACAUUGAGAAGUCGCCCUCGCUGAAGUCAUCCUCAGCUCCUUUCUCAGUAACCAGCAAAGGAAUCCGAAAUGCCACGUCACCCUGUAAGCGUGUCAGAAUGAUGUAGUUUACACAAAUCGAAAGUUUCAACAGUUACAAAUGUUUGAUGUUUGCGGUGGUCACUGUAUAUUUCUUGAACAGGGGUGGUCUAUUCUUUUGCGACUGUGAAGCACUUUGACCUUUUAAGAUGUAUUUCUACACAUUUUCUGUGCGUUUUCAAACUACAUGCCUUGCAUUUUUGGAAAUUUUUGA
Molecule: messenger RNA, 1302 nt
Organism: Asparagus officinalis (garden asparagus)
Lineage: Eukaryota; Viridiplantae; Streptophyta; Magnoliopsida; Asparagales; Asparagaceae
Product: DNA repair protein RAD51 homolog 3
Exons: 9
Coding region: 77-1117 (346 amino acids)
Biological process (GO): meiotic DNA recombinase assembly; DNA repair; reciprocal meiotic recombination
Cellular component (GO): Rad51B-Rad51C-Rad51D-XRCC2 complex; replication fork; Rad51C-XRCC3 complex
Molecular function (GO): ATP-dependent DNA damage sensor activity; ATP binding; crossover junction DNA endonuclease activity
Source: RefSeq, a predicted model, not a curated record